Messenger RNA from Diorhabda sublineata, 11543 nucleotides. RefSeq names its product protein retinal degeneration B (gene rdgB). Gene Ontology annotation, molecular function: phosphatidylcholine intramembrane carrier activity; phosphatidylinositol transfer activity; metal ion binding. Bases 265 to 3900 code for a protein of 1211 amino acids. The record is from RefSeq and is a predicted model, not a curated record. Gene Ontology annotation, cellular component: cytoplasm. The transcript is spliced from 22 exons. Gene Ontology annotation, biological process: phospholipid transport. NCBI's taxonomy places the organism in Eukaryota, Metazoa, Arthropoda, Insecta, Coleoptera, Chrysomelidae.
UUGAUUUUGAUAAUUUUUGACGUGUUGAUAGCCACCAAGGAAAAAGAUAAAAUUUAGUUAAUAAUACAGUGAGAGUUGUUGUGAUUUUUAUUGAUAACAUUUGUUUAUUAUACAAUUAUUAACUUUGUGUUUUUUGUCGAGUGUCUACUUCAUAUUUUCAAAGUUACAUCUACAAAUAAUCAUGUUAUGAUUAUCAUUCAGAGAGAAGAUGAGGAGAGUUUGGAUUGAUUUUCGUAUAACAUAAUGCUAUAGUCCUCGUCAGCCAUGCUCAUCAAAGAAUAUCGUAUUCCUCUACCUCUAACAGUAGAAGAAUACAGAAUAGCACAACUUUAUAUGAUAGCAAAAAAGAGUCGAGAAGAAAGUAGUGGUGCUGGUAGCGGUGUUGAGAUUUUAAUAAAUGAACCUUAUACCCAUGGGCCUGGCGGACAAGGACAAUACACAAAGAAAAUAUAUCAUGUAGGCAGCCAUUUGCCAGGAUGGAUAAAAGGCAUCCUUCCUAAGACGGCGCUUAUGGUCGAAGAAGAAGCCUGGAAUGCAUACCCAUAUACAAAAACCAGAUAUACCUGCCCAUUCGUAGAAAAAUUUUCAUUAGAAAUCGAAACUUACUAUUAUCCAGACAAUGGUCACCAGGAGAAUGUAUUCGAGCUGUCAGGCAGUGACUUGAGGAAUAGAAUUGUUGAUGUAAUAGACGUAGUAAAAGACCAAUUAUACGGCGCCGAUUACGUAAAAGAAGAAGAUCCUCUAUAUUAUGUUUCCGAAAAGUCUGGCAGAGGUCCAUUAUCUACAAAUUGGUUGGAAGAAUAUUGGGACAGUGUUAAAGGAAAACAACAGCCAUCAACUAAUGGAAAAUCGCUUAUGUGCGCCUACAAGUUAUGUAAAGUGGAAUUCAGAUAUUGGGGCAUGCAAACAAAAAUAGAACGGUUUAUCCAUGACACAGCUCUUCGGAAGACAAUGCUAAGAGCUCACCGACAAGCUUGGGCGUGGCAAGAUGAAUGGCACGGUCUUACAAUGGAAGAUAUUCGAGAAAUAGAAAGGCAAACACAACUGGCAUUGAGAAGGAAAAUGGGCCAGCUAGAAGAUGAGAUUGAUGAAGAUGACCAUGUAGGUAAUAGUACGUCAAAAGAAGAUCCUGGUAAAACUUUAGCUGCUACUUUAGGAAGUAUAGAAGUAGCCGAAGAUAGUCCUUUGAUGGCCAAAAAUUCAAAUAUUCCUGCUAUACAAACAGCUGGUAGCUCAGAUACAGAUCUAUCACCUGAAGAUGACAUGGGCAUAAUGAAGAGAGAAGAUAAAUGGCAACAAUCAAGAACGCUCCAUUCGCCAAGUUCUUCCUCCAUAAAAAGCUUUGACUUACAAGUUGCAAAUUGGCGUAUAAAAAGCCUUGGGAGGGAUUCAGGCUCGUCUUCUGAUGAAGAAUUCUUUGAUUGUGAGGAUUCUUCUUCAUUAGCUAAGUGGAGUUCAUUGGAGCUUCUUAUGGAAGAAGAUCAAGAUACAACGUCUCCUAUAAAUCAUGUUUCACAACAAGAUGUUGAAGAUAGUAUAUUUUCACCAACGUACCUUCAACGAGUGGCUAGUGAAAGAGGAAAUAGAAGAGCAAUGCUAAGAGGAAAAAUCAAUUCUGUCGAAGCAUCUUGUCCGGAAUCACCAUUAGCAUCUCCUGCCCAUAAUCCUUGUAAAACAACAGUAUUAAUUUUAGUCCUCCAUGCCGGUAGUGUGUUAGACGCUAAUGUAGACUUGACGGCAAAGAAGUCUGAUAUAACAACGUUCAAAGGGGCAUUCGAAUUGGUAAUGCGCCAACAUUAUCCUUCCUUAAUAGCUCAUGUAGCAAUAAGAUUGGUAUCUUGCCCUUCCAUUUGCACAGAAGGCUUAGGAAUUCUAUCCAGCCUUAGCCCUUACAGUUUCGAUGUUUCACCAUCUUGUACCGAUGUUCCUCAGAUAACACACGACUCGAUUCCUAUUGGUGCUAUUCCUAUUUUGGCUUCUUCAACCUCAGAGUAUGCGGAAGCCGUUUCUAGGACAAUCAGUGCAGCUAAUACUGCAUAUCAAGAAUUCAUAAAGUCUGAAGAAGGUCAAGGUUUUGCUGGCCAAGUAUGUUUCGUAGCAGAUUCGAUGGGAUCAAUAUUAGGUUAUGAUGCUCUGUCUAGAACUACUAAAUAUGCUUCCAGGCAUGGAAGUGAGAACAGUAUACUGGAUAGUGAUUUACAAAAAUUAGAUGAAGUGCAUAUAAACGAAUCUGGUCAUUUGACUGCACCUACUCCCCGUCGAAGAUCAUCCUCUACUAGUGAUCAACAAGGUCAAAUAAAGUUAGAAUUCGAAGUAUCAGAUUUCUUCAUGUUUGGAAGUCCUCUCGCUUUAGUUCUUGCUUAUAGAAAAAUUUCUUCUCCAGAUGAUAAAUUAAACAAUAUAACCCGUCCAGUGUGUCUACAAGUGUAUAAUUUAUUCCAUCCAACUGACCCUGUUGCCGCCAGACUUGAACCCCUACUAUCUGCUAGAUUUUCCAUUCUCGCACCUGUAAAUAUUCCACGAUACGCCAAGUAUCCAUUAGGAAAUGGUCAACCAUAUCAUUUAGUCGAAAUUCUUCAGUCGAAUCCCCAAAUGUUCAAUGAUAACAUACAACCUAGACGUCUAUCAGAAGUCUCGAUACAAAGCACUGUUUCGGGACUGAUUGAUAUUCCCUUCCAAGCUAUUAAUGCUUUGCAACAAAAAUGGUGGGGUAGUAAACGAAUGGAUUAUGCACUGUAUUGUCCAGAAGGUUUGUCAAAUUUUCCGACAAAUGCUCUUCCACAUUUAUUUCAUGCCAGUUAUUGGGAAAGCUGUGACGUUAUUGCUUUCAUAUUGAGACAAAUAGGGGGAAUAGAAGUGACUUCUUUGCCAGGUGAUAAUGACAGAGAGCAAUCUUUCAGACCCGGACAACCUAGAGAAAAAUGGAUAAGAAAACGAACAUCCGUUAAACUUAAGAAUGUGACUGCAAAUCACCGAGCUAAUGAUGUUAUUGUCCGAGAAGGUGCGGCACAGACGCUAACAGCAAGGUUCAUGUAUGGACCUUUAGAUAUGAUUACACUGACUGGAGAAAAAGUGGAUAUCCAUGUUAUGAAAGAUGCUCCAUUGGGAGAAUGGUCACAUUUUGCAACAGAAGUUACUGAUAAAACUGGACGAAUAACAUUUACAAUUCCAGAAGAAAAGUCGUUGAGUUAUGGGUUAUACCCAAUUAAGAUGGUUGUUAGAGGAGAUCAUACAGCAGUAGAUUUCUUCUUGGCCGUGGUUCCUCCGAAAACUGAAUGUAUUGUAUUUAGUAUAGAUGGUUCAUUUACAGCAAGUGUAUCUGUCACUGGACGCGACCCAAAAGUUAGAGCGGGCGCAGUGGAUGUAGUGAGGCAUUGGCAAGAAUUGGGAUUCCUAAUCAUCUAUAUCACAGGACGACCUGAUAUGCAACACAGAAGAGUGGUAUCUUGGUUAUCUCAGCAUAAUUUUCCUCAUGGUUUGAUAUCAUUUGCAGAUGGAUUAUCAACAGAUCCGCUUGGUCACAAAGCCGCUUAUUUAAACAACUUAGUUGAGAACCAUGGUGUAGUUAUACAUUCAGCUUAUGGUAGCGCAAAAGAUAUCAAUGUAUAUACUUCUGUUGGAUUGAAACAAAAGCAGAUAUUCAUUAUUGGCAAAGCUACAAAGAAACAACAAUCUCAAGCUACCAUUUUAACAGAUGGUUAUGCAGCACAUUUAACAAUGUUAAUGUCACACGGUGGAUCACGGCCGGCUCAAGGUAACGCUAGAAUGGUUAUACCUAGAGGACAUUUCGGUCUUCCAGGACAAACUUUUUCCCGAAGAAGAAGCCAUGAUCCAGGUUUAUCUUCUCCUGCUCGUAACAGCGGCUUUCUCAAAAGAAAGGUUUACAUUAGUCAUGUCUAACCAUGUCACUCGCUAAUUUAUUAUAAUGGUAAUUAUAAUACUACCAAUGCACAAUCGUCGUAGAUUUGCACAAUUGGAAUUUAUUCAGUAGUGUCCAGUAGUGCGGUGCUUUUUGCAUUACCCAAUAAGACAAUUCAAUAUAUUUUCAAACAAUUGAUAUAAGUAAAACUUCAAAAUUUAUUUUUUAACGUUUUACAAUAACAUAUUUUCUGACAUUUAUUUAAUAUGAGGUUUGAAAUUAGAAACACUUUUAAUGGUACCAAAACAAUAUUAAGAUUUGUUACAAGUCGAACGGCCGGUUCCAUAAUCCCACUCUAACUGGCAUUAAAGGUUACUUUACAUUAAAGGGCUCUUUAACUUUAAAGUGAAUGGUCCCAUAAUCCAUAAGUAAAGGCUCCUUUAAGAUGUUAAAAGGAGGUUGACAACACUCUGUCUUUUUCCAAUAUGUGUCGUUAGAAAAAGAAACAAAAUGAAAGUCAGUAGAAGAAGGUUUUACAUAAUUAAUGCAACAUUUUUAUUUCUACGACGUUCCUCGUUCUUAUAAUAGAUUCAUUGUAUAAAUUUUCACCGUUUCACCUUUUCAUUCCACUGUUCUUGAAUAUUGUCUGGUCGUAAACGGCUAACUAGCUACAAUCAAAAGCUGAGCAUCGAAUACAGUUUGAACGCUUAACGCAAAAAAAGCCCUUUCGGCUCUUAAAGAUUUCUACAUCUUCGUCGCCUAUUGUCGACAGAAAUUUGACUACUCGAUUCGUUUUUUCUAUGUCGAUAUAUUUUUCGUCUUCAGAUGAGUUGAAUUUUAUUUAAGCUUAUUAAAAAGACACCAGGGUGAGCUUAGAUUUUAAAUACAGCCCAGCCCAUGUUUGCAUUUGACUCUUUGCCGCUAAAGUAGACUUUAAUAUGCUACUGUAAAACAUUACUUUACCUUAAAUUUCAACUUAAAAGAACAUGUAAGCUAAAUGUCAAUUAUGAAAUGCGCUACUUAAUCUAAUAGGAACUUCGUUUGAAUUUAUUAUGAAACCGGCCGUAAAAGGUAUCAUAAAAUUAUCUGCAAGUGCACAACGCAACAAAAAUUUAGUAAUCAAAGUAUUUGUAUAUUUAAUAUGAUUAAAACUUUUCGGUAAAAUUAAACUAUGUGAACCUUUAAUGCUGAGAAUUAUGUAGGUUGUCAAAAUUUACAAUUAUAUAAAAUGGUUUCUAGCAGUAUCAUAAAAAGAAAAAGAAUUGCUGCUAUUCUGCAAUGGACAGAAAGAGAUUUAACGAAUGAUCACUACUUUUUCAAUCGGCUGGUGGAGUAACGGUAGUAAUAAGUUUUUGAAUUGUUGGAAACUCUUUUUAACUUUAUUAUUUUGAUAAUAGCCGCAAUUAUUUAUGUCAAACCACAUUUGUGAUGCAAGCGGCAUUAAUAAUGAAGCUGUCUUUAUGAAACUACAGGCACGUCCAAUAACACAUCCCAUACUCUUUGUUACUCCAUUUUCACGGGAAAUACAUACAUUUUUUUUAAAUCAAAUAGAAGACGCUGAAAUUCGUUGGAGAAAUUUUAAAAACGAUUUAUUACUAUAGUUUAUUUUAAUCAAUUAGAGAGUAAUAAAAAGAUGAAGCAUUCGUAACUCAUAAGACUUCUUUUAUAAGACAUUUAAAAUAUAUUUUCUACAACAUUGUUGUGGACAAUUCCUUGAAAUGGGAGUUACAUAUUGCCGCCUUAUCUAAAAAAUUAAGUUCCUCCUGUUUUCCCGUGAAAUCAAUUUCCAAAGAACUGAACUAUCCAUCUCCUUAACAGUCUGUUAUGCCCUUAUUAAGUCGCAUCUCAGAUAUGCCCUUUCUUUCUGGGAUACGUGUGGUGCGACUCAAUUUGAGCGUAUCUUCAAACUACUAAAGAGAGCUGUUAGAUAUUUACUCGGACUAAACAGCAGGGCUCACUGCAGGGACUUCUUUAAAAAAUUAACAUUUCUGACUCUUCCUUCCUUAUUCAUCUUUGAAACCGUUCGCCUAAUUGGUAAGCACGGUUCUCCAAUCGAUAUCAUCUUUUCUGGUCUUCUACUCUGUAAACGACUUCUAUUCUAAUAAUAAUAUUUAAUUCCGAGCAUGCUGCAUACUGGUUUAAUUUUUGCUAUGGACUAUGCAACUUAUAUACUAAUUGUUAUCUAUUACUUAUAAUUCUGUUACUCAUUGUUAUUUUUCAUUCGCCAGACGUCUGUUUGGCGGAAGAAAAGUCCUUUUUUUUCUAAUCCGUAACAACGGUUUUUCCAGUCAAACUCUCAACUAAAUCUACUCUCAAUAACGAUAUAAAAAUUAUCUCUGGUCUACUCCUUUUAUAGGAUUGCUUAAAAAACUCCUUCAAGUAACGCCGCAAUGCUCAGUUACAACUAAAUUAAAAUGACCUUGUUCUUAGACGAAUAAGACGGAAGAGAGGAUUUUACUGACUCUUAAAAUCUUCUUAUAAAUAGAACUGCCAACAAUAAGCAUUUUGCUUGACCUAAGAUCUCACUCGUAUACAAGGUUGUAUAAGUAGGACCCAAAAUAUAUCUAAUGAAGUUGUUUCAAGUUGCCUCUACAACGGAACGGUGUGUAACUGUGUUACAAAUAUUUAUGGGAGUUAAGUAGUUAGCAAAUUAGUUGUGAUUCAUUACUGUCUUUGAAUUCUGCCGGAAACGAUUGUAAGAAAUUGUAAAUUUUGAAUAAUUCCAUAAUUCUUAGUAGAUAAGGUUAACAAAAUACAAAAUCUUUGCCGUUAGUCUGUGGUUAUCUAUGCAAUUUUGUAAUUUAUAAUUGUUCCAAUGUUCUCAUAUUUAGAAUGAUAUGAUUUAACCUCAUGCAAUGGCUUACAGGACAUCGGUAUUACAGAGUGCGUCAAAUAUCGAUAUUUAAAUAAAACUUUUUUUUUAAAAUUAGUGGAGCGUACUAUUUUACAUUCAUUCAAUGUUAAAAUUACUUCCUUUUCAAAAUGGCAGCCCUUGGAAUCAAUAAAUUGUUGUAGAUGGUCCCUUAAGUUUUGAGCUGCUCUGGCUCAGAUAUUACCCCUCAAAGAGGCGAGACUUCUGGAAACUUUAUUCUUAAAACAGCAAGUGAACAUCGAUGGGAGCAAUAAACUUUGGAGGAAUAUAAAAUUUGGAAUUCACAUUAACAGUUACUCCGUUCUCCUUCAAUAAGCUCAAUAGUGCGACACAAAAUUAUGAUGCAACAAACCACACUUAUGAAAAAUGUUGUCUUUCUUAAAUAAUUAAAGAAAAUAUAUGCCUCGUCAUUACUGAAUGCAUAUAUGCAAGUAUUUGCUCACACAGACUUCCACGAUUGGCUUAGUCCAUUGGGGUGUAUCUGUUCUGUGCUACUAGUUUUCUCCAAUUUCCAAAUCUAGGACUAAAUCGUGUUUGUGUAAGGAACGGCAUUGUUUCAUGGAAUAUUAAAAUGUCGCCGAAAAGUUCGUUUAACUGGAGCUAUCACAGAUCUAUUUUUUUUAUAAUUUGGGAAUACAGCAACUCCACGAGCUGCUUAGUCGGUUUUGCCAUACCCUUUAGUAUUAUUACUAUUUUUGAGGUCCUUGGUUCGUUUAAAUAGUUAUUUCAUAUGUCUCAUAUUAUCAUUAUUUAUAGCAUAUACGAAAAUAUAUUUACGCUUUUAUCUGAUUUUCAGUGAAAAAACAUUAUUGAAUUGUCUGUACGGUAACUAAAUGAAGUUAUUUAUUUGGUUCAAAGACUAUAUAUUUAUUUCAGUUUAAUGAACAAAUAAAAAAUUUGUCAAAAUAAAAUCACAUUUUUAUCACUGGUUCGUUUUGAAUUAAAACUUUUGUUUUCAUCCAGUAUUAUAUUGAUUAUCAUUCCAUAAUCCUUUAUUCUCUAUCAGCUCCAAUAUUUCUUACUCACACCACCUUACAUCGGAUAAACUAUUAUUUACAGUUUGUUUUUUAAAAAUAUUAUUGCAAAAUUUGUUAAUCUUUCACUGAUUGCUUCUAUUCUAAGUUGUCUUCUAAAAUUUAUGUAUUGGUUUGUUUUUUUUUCAGCUGAUUGUUGUAUUGUUUAAAAUAAUUUCCAACAACCUGUGGCAUUUUUAGAAUUCUUUUUUGUUUUUGAUUAUUCAGAGAGGGUUAUCAGAAGUGGAAUACUGGAAAAUUUAUUAUUUACUUCUUAUGAAUAGGUUAUAGUCGUUUAUUGAAUUAUUUUUUGUUUGCAUUCAUAUUUUUUAUUUAUUAGUUAGGAGGGAUCUCGGUAAACGUAACGCUAUGAGACCUGAACGCACCGUGACAUGAAUUGGCCAAACGAAUAAAGGUACGGGACGUAAUAGAUGGACAUUCAUAAACUAUCGCUUUAUGUCUCGUGAAGUUGAUCGUAACAUAUACACAAAAAAAAAACGUUUACGUUACGUUACAUCCCCUCGCGCAAUCCUGGUGAUAUGAAAUUUGGGCAAUAGGUUUUAUAUUGAUGAGUGUUCAAUGAAGUUUGGAUUUGUUGUUCCGAUUCAAAAGGAAGUUUGGAUUUGUUGUUCCGAUUCAAAAGGAAGUUUCUGUUUUUUCAUGUGAAGUAUUGUUACGUAUAUUUCACUCGUGUUUAUUAUCUUCGAGUAGGUACAUACAUUGUAUUGUUGAUUUUAAUCACACCUUAAUACUUACAUAUGUUGUAAUUAUGCUGUUGAUAGUGGUGGAUUUACCAGCAGGAUGAGGAGGCUUUAACCAGGAGAGGCAGAUUUCAAAGAAAGGCAAAUUUUGUUCGAAAUUUAUUUAUUUCGAUUUACAAAAUUAAAAAAAAAAUAUUGUUCACGCGGAGGAGAAGAUUUUUACAGAAAUGAAAUUAAUUUAAUAAUAAUUUUAUUUGUAGUAUACUAAAUACUUCAACCUCUCUACAUGAACAAUUGCUCAGCCCUUUGUAAAAUAUGCUUAAAAUAAUGUCUUUUAACAAUUAUCAGUUCUCACAUUGAUAAGUUGAAAUUUCAUUGAUAAACAAUGUAAUUUAAAUAAUUGUGAACUUGGUUAUCGAUUUGAGAGGUCAGUAGAGGCGGCAAAAAAUAAAUAGCCUACCGGCGGCAAAUUAGUCAAUCCACCACUGGCUGUUGAAUUACGAGGGAAAAGGAGUAAAGCAAGUAUUAGGGAAAUAUUUAUUUAGUAGUCCUAUUUAAGUCUAAUAGACAACAGGCUAAUAUCAAUACUCUCUAUCGUAACCAAGAAACGAAUACAUCCAUUGGUAAUUUUUAUUUCACUAUGUAGUAGAAUUCUAUGAUAAAUCAAAUUUAUGGUUCAUCUUUUCUUCCGUCCACUGGCAAACAUUAUUCAUAAUACUUUUGGAAAAACAUUGAUUAAAUAAAAAUUGCUCGAGCGAAACAAAUUUUUUUAUUAAUAACCAGUGUAAAAAAUGCCUAAAUAACCAUCAUAAAUUAAGGUCAUCAAAUAAUCAAUAUUUCUAUUAACACUUUUAGAUUAGAUACUUCAUAAUAUAUGAAGAAAUAUUACUUACUUAGAUUAUUUUAUUUUUUUGUUGAAUAAGGUCUAUGUGACAUCUAGAGCUUCACAUUUUUUCUUUCUUUAAAUAUUAUUUAAGUAUAAUAUAUACCUAUACCAAAGCAAAUCAGGUCCUAGAGACCCAACUGUUCAAUAAUCUUUCUUCACUUUUUCACGUCAGUCACUCGCCAGAACGUUUCCACAAUACUCCUAGAUCUUCCUCGCAAACUUUUAUCCACUUUUUUCUGGAACUACCCUCAUUUGAAAUAUUUUCUUUCGGCUCAUAUUGCUUCUGGCAUUCUUAAAUUCAGUUCCACUAUCAUCUAGUCGUUUUAACUAAAUGACCAAUUUCUGGUUUCAAUACUAUUUUCUCUUUUCUUCUUCAGCUUGUUUCUCUUACCUUCAUCCCUCCAUAGAUUUUUCAACCAUUAUUUUUCGUGUGUUUAUUUCGCUUUCCUCCUCUAUAUUUAAUAUUUAACAUUCGCAUCCGUACCGUAUAGUAGGAUGCAGAAUUUGACUUUCAUAUUUUCUAUUGUUUCAACUAAAUUCUUGCCGAAUUUCUUUAGCUUGUCUCUCUGCGUCGUCACAGUUUGAAUAAUUGAAUAAAUUUCAAUCAAAUACGGCUAAGAUCCUUCACAAUCACUUUUCAUCUUACUAUAAAUACUAUAUCUUAUAUACAUGUGCCUAGAUCUGCAUUUUGUUCUCAUGUAUUGUUCCUCGCGUCCUUAUUCCACCGUCACCGUCAUUCUUUGUUUUACUUAAAAUUAUUGUUACAAAAUUCUAUCUACUAACACCCUGCUGUUCGUUUUUUUGUUAGAGUUUAAUACAAACAACCUCUAUCAAUUUACCUUCUUAUCACUGUCAAAUAGGCCAGCUAGAAUUUCUCACGUCUCAGUGCAUUUUACUCAAGUCGGGUAGCAUUGUAUUUAAAUUAGAUGUUUGGUUUGUUCAGUUUAUUGAUAGAAUAAGGAAAAUCAUUUAUAUUGUUGUUUAUAUUAUUCAAUAUAUAAUAACAUAUCAUUAUAAAUGAUUUUCUACUAAUUAAUUCAUUUGGCAUUCAUGAUAAAAAUAUUCACUCCAUAAGUUCGAGGUUCCUUAAUUAAAAUAAACAUUUGGAUAUAAACAAAUAAUUAAAUAAAAUCUUACUAAUAUAAAUCAUAUAUUUAAAAUUACUGCCUUGCCUGGUCAUCGGAUGCUUUUUUAUUUCUUGAAAUAUUUUACAAAAAGAUCUUAUUUGUUGCAUUCCCAAAAUGUUAAUUUUUCUAUAACAGUAAAAUAUUUCAAGUGAAUUGUUUUAAUUUUUUAUUAUUUAUUUUAGCGUUACCAAAAAAUAUUUUGAGUGAAUUAGUGUAAUAUACUAGAAUUUUGAAAUUAAUGCAUAUUGUGUUGAAUAUAUUUUAUUGAUGUUAGUAAUUAUUACCCAAAAUUAACAUAACUUUUCGAAAUAGUUAUUUUCCUAACAAGUGCGGAAAGUGAUACUUUCCCGCACGCGACUGCAGUUGUCCCGAACGACGCGGAGCGGAGUUCGGGCAAGCGGUCAAGUGCGGGAAAGACACUUUACGCAUGCGUUAGGAACAUUAUUUUUUCUACGGCCGUAUAUACAAAAAAGUAUACCAACCCAUUUUUCAAAAAUUAUUUUAUUCCGACAAACAUAAUAAUAUACAAAACAUUAACUAAAAACUACUAAUUAUUAUAAAUAUUAAUAUUGAAAACACAAUUUGUGUGGGUUAAAACGCACGGUCGUAGAAAAAAUAUGGAUUCUUACAGUAAUAUGACGUAGCUUAGUAUAGAAGUAUAUCCAACUGCGAAGGAUGACCUAAUUUUAUCAGGAUGUAUUUGUAUUUAAAUCGAUGAUUAAAAAUCAUUUUUAAACUAUUUGAUGGUAUCAAACCACGAUUAAUUCAAAUUUAUUACAUAUAUUCUCUCAUUAUGAGCCCAUAUAAUCGAAUAAAAGCUUUGUUUUCAAGUGAAAAUAAUAAAUAGGUAUAAAACAUUGCACUUGAUAAUUUUUUUCUUGAUCUGAGUAUCGAUGAAGCUUCCAAAAAAGACUUUCGAAUUUCAAAUAAUCAACAAAUGGAUUAAAAACAAAAUUUUUUUGAUAAUGAAUUAAAGAACAGAAAAACAUGAUAUGAUAGCAUUAACUAUGAAUUAAAACUAAUACAGAAAAUAGUUUUAUAACAAAUUAAAACAAUGUGAAAGUACAACACUACCACCGAAGAAA